Messenger RNA from Calliphora vicina (urban bluebottle blowfly), 5385 nucleotides. RefSeq lists its product as uncharacterized. Gene Ontology annotation, biological process: regulation of transcription by RNA polymerase II. Bases 1 to 5385 code for a protein of 1794 amino acids. The transcript is spliced from 4 exons. Gene Ontology annotation, molecular function: DNA-binding transcription factor activity, RNA polymerase II-specific; RNA polymerase II cis-regulatory region sequence-specific DNA binding. Gene Ontology annotation, cellular component: nucleus. The record is from RefSeq and is a predicted model, not a curated record. NCBI's taxonomy places the organism in Eukaryota, Metazoa, Arthropoda, Insecta, Diptera, Calliphoridae.
AUGAUGAGUAGUGUUUUAAAUCAUGACAAUCAACAAUUUGUUGUGGAAAAUCAAAAGCAGCCUCAAUUGCCCGAUCAUUUGAAAUGUGGCGAAGUGUUUACUUGGCUAUGUGCUGGAGAAUUGUAUGCAGUGGAAUGUAAAUUAUGUGAAGAUCAUCCUUUGUGUCCACUAUCGGAAUUUCCUCAGCAUAUGCAAGUGUGGCAUACUGAUUGGGAGCAAACACACAACGAUCAUGAUCAUGAUGAUAAUGAAGAUCUGCAAGAUUCAGAAGAUGAUGUUAACGAUGAAGAUCAUUAUGAGGAACAUAAUGAUGAGCAUGCUUUAUCAUUUACCACCGAAGACAGUGGCUUAUUUGAGCCAGACGAUUUAUUACAAAGCGAAAGAGUUUCUAACCAAGUUUUUCUAUACAAUGAUGAAUUGUUAGAACCCUUUGAACAGGUAUUAAUAGAACACGACAAUACCAUAGACUCUAUACAAAUUAGCGGAGAUGUUAAUGAAGAAGAAUGUUUGGAAGAAGUAAACAAACAGGUAGCAGAGGCGGCAGAAGUUGUAGCUGAGAGAGAGCCUGAGAAAAACAAUGACUUUAGCAUAAAUAUGACCUCUAAAAACAGAAAAAGUAAACAAAUAAAGGUCUCUAACGAAGUAACAGAGAAUGAGAGAGAAUUACGGUAUUUACAAGAAAUAACAGAGAGUCAAAGAGAAUUAAAUGUAAUGGAAACGAAUUCUUUAACAGAAACUGAAAAUGUGAAGGAAAAAUCAAAAACAAAUUUAAAGAAUACAAAAGAAUCAAGAGAAUUAAGUGAAAAUGAAACAAGUGAAGAGGAAAAUUCUAAAACUAAUAAUAUUGAAAGAAAAACCAAUGAAACAAGUGAAAAUGAAAGUGAGACCAGUGAAAUUGAAAGUAAAAACGGGGAAAAAUAUUUUGAAAAGGCUAAAAAUAAUGUUGAGCCUGCAAAGAAAACCAGAAAAUCCUUAAGAAAUUUAAAAGAAACUAAAGAACAGUUAAAAGAUUUAAAAGAAAUGUCAGAAAAUGAAACAGAAAUAAAUGAAAAUGAAACAAAAAAUAAAAAUUAUAAAGAAAAAUUGAAAGAACCCAGAGAGUCACAGGAACUAAGAGAAAAAGAAACUGAAACGAGUGAAAAUGAAACAAAAAAUAAAAAUUAUAAAGGAAAAUUGAAAGAACCCAGAGAUUCACAGGAACUAAGAGAAAAAGAAACUGAAACAAGUGAAAAUGAAACAAUAACAAGUGACAAUGAAAAGGAAAUAAAAGAAAAUAUAACAAAUACAUUUAAAUAUGAUAAAAUUCCCGUUCAAAUACCAAAUUCUCCUGAUUUAUAUAAAAAUUCUAAACAAAAUUUAACAAAAACUAGAAAAUCUUCAAGAAAUUUGAGAAAUAAUAAAGAAAUUGAAUUAAAUUUCUUUGGAAAUUCCAAAAAACCUCAAAAUUUUAUAAACAGCAAGAGAAAAAUGUCGGAAAAUCAAGAGCAAUUGGAAGAAGAGGAACAAGAGGAAAUGAAACAACCGGAAUUGAAUGAAAAUGAAACACCUGACCUAGAAAAACUUCCAAAAUUUGCCAGUACUCCAAGGAAUGAAAUACCAAGGGCUUCUAAAACAAGAACCACCAGAAGAAGUCUAAGAAAAUUGUCCAGAAAGUUCAGCGAAGAGGAAUUGGAACAUUUGGAAGAUGCUGCCAAAUCUUCUCUUCAUUCAAAUUACCCGAGAAAUAAAAAAUCUAAAAAUAAAUUAGAAAAGCCAGCAAAAGAAUUAAACGAAGAGGAAGAGAUUCACGAAAAAGAACUAAAUAUUGAAGAGAAUAUAAAUGACAAUGAAUUUGAGCAACAAAACUCCGAACAUUUUGAAGAUUCUCCAAAAUCUUUAUUUUCUUCAGUCAUAAAUUGCCCAGCAAAAGAAUUAAACCAAGAGAAAGAAGAAGAAAUCCACGAAAUAGAAUUAACUAUCGAAGAGAAUAUAAUUGAAAUCGAAAUUGAGCAACAAAACUCUCCUAAAACUAGACAAUCAAGGAGAAAACCUAGAUAUUCGGGAAGUGAAGCUGAAAAUGAUGAAUUAAGCCCGCCUAAAUCCCCUUUGGUUCCCCUUGAAAAGUCUACAAGACUGAGUAAAAGAUCAAGUAAAAGAAAAAAUACAUCCCGAACAAAUAUGCUUCCAUUAAAUGAUAAUCUUACACCUACCAAAAGAAUCAGAAGAAAAAGUUCCUGUGGAACCUCGGAUAUUUUAGAAAAAACUACAAAACAAACUUUGGUUACUCACUUUUUUGUGAAUAAAAGCAAUAAAACUAAAUCUCCACAUUCCGAAGAUUUGGAAACUUUAAUUCAAUCCUCCAGAAUUUCGCCACAAUUUGAGGAAAACUCUAUUAACACUCCUUUAAUGGAAGAAACAGACACAUGCUCUCUUAAUUCUUAUAUUUCUUCAAAUCCUUCCUCCCCAGCCAAACUUUCCUCUCAGGGCUACUACUCUUGCGGCAAAGACAGCUGUUCACCCCUGCCCAGUGAACCCUUGUCUCCACUCUCCCCCAUUACAGAAGAGGAACAUUUUGAAUUCUAUGCAGCCAAAGAGAAACUAAACAAACAUCAUAUUAGCUAUUUAAUACAACUGUACCAGGAACAUAGCCACCUAUGGGAUCAAUCCCAUUCCAAAUUCUGUGAACCUCAAGAAUGUCGGAAAUCCUGGCAAUUGAUUACCGAUCAAUGGAAUGAGUUUUGCAAACGUCAGUUCUCUACAGCCGAAAUACGCAUACGUUUGGUUACGCUCUGUCAACGUUAUGUGCAGGAAAGAGAACGUCUUGCAUUGCAGGGAGAACUAGAUGAAUUUGCCAAAUUCCCCUACUACGAACAAAUGCAGUUCCUGGAGCAGCAAAAGUCUUUGCAACAGCGACGUGAGCAGCAGGAACAACAAAAUGAAAAGAUUUUGGAAGUUUAUCAAAAUUUUCCGCUACUGUGGCAUGUCAGCCAAUAUAAAGUGCGUCAGGCCAAGCAGAGGGCCGAGGCUUUCGAGAACAUUAGCAAGACUUUGAAAAUGGUGGGUUUAAAAUUGUCCUCUAUGGCGGUGCAAAAGCGCAUACGUUCUCUAAGGAAAUGUUAUCGUUUGGAGAAAAUACGCUUUUUGCAUGCCCAAGUGGAGCAGACGCAAUUUCAGCCUAACUUCAGGCAUUAUGAGAGAAUGAAAUUUCUGGAUAAACAUAUAGAUCCCUUCAGCUGUCGUAUUUGCGGGAAAAUAUUUGAAAAUUUACCGGGUUUCCGGGAGCAUUUGGAGGAGGAAAAUCAUGGUAAUGUGCUGCAAGGAGAUAAUGAAAAUGAUGUAAAAGGAGAGGAUAAAGAAACAGGAACAUGUAAAGAGACUAUGGAUACAGAAAAGCAAGACUCUUUUCAGGUUAAUGAAGUACUAAACAAACCUAUUGAAAAUGUGGCCGAUUAUCAGAAUUCUGCUACUAUAUUCAUUAAUAACAUGGAUUAUUAUACCGAAGCCGAUAAUAGUUGUGACAUUUUGCAAACAUUUACCCCUUUGGCCUGUACCCCCAAUCCGAACUUGGAUCCUGUUACUAAUUUGAACCUGGAUUCUUUAGAAAAUAAUAAAGCCAUUAUCCAGGAGGUGUUAAUAUUUCCCUGCAACACUCCCGCUGAACCCAUUAUAGAUUCUUUGCAUAUAGAAGAUCAAUUAAUGGAGGAAAUUAUGGAAAAUGUUACUAAUGAUGAUACAUUCAGCAAGCAAUCUUUGGAUCAUUUCAUUAACUCGGUCACUAAUUGUGAGGAAUUGGGAGAAAAUAAUGUUAUAAAUGAGGAGAUUUUUACUGCUGUUGAUAUGUCAACGGAAAAUGUCAUUAUUUUGGAUCAACCAGAUGUAAUAACAGAUCAAACUUUGGAUGUUCCAAGUCCUCAAGCAAAUGAUGAAGAAAUGAUAUCUAAAAUGAUACCAGAGAUCAAGGAAACUGAGCAGAGUUCCUUAGAAAAUGCCUCUUUAACUUCUCAAUGUACCGACUUUUCUGAGGAUCUGAAGUUAAAUCCUGAACCCCUAGAAAUCCCCCAGCCAGCCUGUAACGACUCGGAUCCUGAAUUUCACUCAUCUGCUGAUAUCUCUACCAUACCCUUGCCCGAUCAAGAAAUACACAAAAUGAUCGAACUAUAUCGUAAAUAUCCGCAAAUCUGGAAUCCAAAUCAUUUGGAUUAUAAUUCAAGGAUUUUAAGGCGACAGGCCUGGUGUACCCUCACAAUGGAAUUUAACUCGGUAGUGGGUAAACAAUUCUCCUGGCGUACAUUGCACCGCAAGUUGACAGACUAUUCCAAGUACUAUAAGAAAUUGAUAACGGAACAAAAGGACUACGAGGAGUUGGAGAAUAAGUGGACUUUUUAUGAGGAUUUCAAGUUUUUGGAUGAUGUGCUUGCCGUCCAUGACGAACUACAGCGCAGUGUCCAUCAUCGUGAUAACAAUUUCAAAAUCAUUAAUAUCUACGAAACUCUGCCCCAGCUGUGGGACAUUAAACAUCCCGACUAUAAUAAACACUCCAUUAAACAGCGCAAUAUCGAACUAAUGUGCAACCGUUUGCAAGAGGAAAACAAUCUUCAACUAACCACCGAACGUUUAAAAAAUCGCCUGAUCGAGCUUAGAACCCAAUAUCGGGCAGCCAAAAGGCAACGUUUGAAAUGCGAAAGAAAUCAACAAAAGUUUGAAACCGAUUUUGUGUUCUAUGAAGCCUUUAAAUUUCUCGAUCCCCACAUAGACCCCUUUAUAUGUGAACAAUGUAAUAAAGAAUUCAAAAAAUUAACCGACUACAAUCGGCAUCUAAAGCGGGAACAUAAAAAGAAAACUAUAGUGAAACUAGGCCCAUUUUCGGUAUUACCUCUGGAGCCGGGUGUCGACAUGGCAUUGCAAAAUGUUUGCCAUAUCUGCGGCAUUAAGUUUACCAGCCGCAGCAAUUUGGUGCACCAUGUUAAGCGUCACGAGGGCAUACGAAAUUACGAAUGCAACAUGUGUCCAAAAAAGUUUUUCGCCUCUCACUCCCUCAAAGUACACAUAAGAUCCCACACCAAGGAGUGUCCUUACACAUGUGAAAAAUGCGGCAUGUCUUUUGUUAGUGCCAGCAAAUUGAAUCAGCAUGCUAAGAGGCAUUUUGAUAAAAAAGAUUUCCAGUGUGAUUACUGUCCCAAGAGAUUCUAUUCGGGUUUUGAAAAGGAUCGUCAUGAGAGGAGACAUUUAAAUAUCAGAGAUAAGGUGUGUGAUAUUUGUGGUAAGACAUUUGUGGCGGGCUCCUCGUACUAUACGCACAUGAUGUUGCACAGUGAUACGAAACGUUUUGGAUGCGAUAAAUGUGAGAUGAAAUUUGCCCAAUAUGCCGGGUUGUAUAAGCAUAAAAAGAGACAUCAUCCGGCAUAA